Messenger RNA from Varroa destructor (honeybee mite), 942 nucleotides. RefSeq lists its product as uncharacterized. NCBI's taxonomy places the organism in Eukaryota, Metazoa, Arthropoda, Arachnida, Mesostigmata, Varroidae. The record is from RefSeq and is a predicted model, not a curated record.
GUGAGCCAGAAACCAGCAGCGCGCCAUCACGGCUCAGUUCUUCUCAGUGGAUACGCGACAGUAAAAACAGUGACGAUGCGUGCCUUUGCAGUGGCACUUGGUGCCGGUUUAGCGGCUCUCGCUGCCGCCGGCGGCCUUAGCGGAGGAUACGGUAGCUAUGGAGACUACGGAGGAUACGGAGGUGAUCUCGGACUUGGCCUUGGUGGCUAUAGCGGCCUUGAUGGUGGAUACGGGCAACAUCAUGCUCCUAAGGUUAACGUCGUGGUGAAGAGCGUGCCGAAGCCUGUGGCCGUUCCACACCCAGUACCUCAGCCAUACAUCGUACCUGUUCACAAACCUGUGCCUGUCUAUAAGCCAGUGCCGGUACCAAAACCCUAUCCCGUACCGCAUGUUGUUCACCAGUAUUACAGCGUACCCAAGGAAGUUCCAGUGCCCAAAGAGGUGCCUGUUCCCGUACCCGUUGAGGUAAAGAAGCCUUAUCCAGUCCACCACGUUGUUAAGGUACCCAAGCCUUACGUUGUACACGUUCCGAAGCCUUACGUUGUCGAGAAGCCUUACCGCGUGCCUGUUGAAGUGAAGAUUCCUCAGCCUUAUACCGUACCUGUACACAAGCCUUACCCUGUGCCUGUUAAGAAGCCUUACCCGGUCGAGGUGCCUAUUGUCAAGGAGAUCCCCGUGCCCAUUAAAAAGCCCGUGCCCAUCCACGUGCAUGAACAGCACGGACACCACGGUUGGCGCAAGGCUUAAACGAGGGUCAAAUGGUCCAAAUAUGUUCGAUUUACAGUGCUAAUGCGUACAGCCAAUGCAUAUAGCUACCAAAGAACUCAACAAGCCCUCAACUGUCACGUAACAGACGUGUAUCACUGCGUUGUAUAUAAAUGUUGCCAUAUUUGAAAUCCCCAAGGUACAUAAAAUGCCAAACAAAUGACUGUGUAAUAACUA